This is a messenger RNA of Selaginella moellendorffii, 1980 nucleotides long. RefSeq lists its product as uncharacterized. Gene Ontology annotation, biological process: ribosomal large subunit assembly. Bases 23 to 1831 code for a protein of 602 amino acids. The transcript is spliced from 15 exons. Gene Ontology annotation, cellular component: nucleolus. Gene Ontology annotation, molecular function: protein binding. The record is from RefSeq and is a predicted model, not a curated record. Lineage: Eukaryota; Viridiplantae; Streptophyta; Lycopodiopsida; Selaginellales; Selaginellaceae.
UCCUCACUUUCUUGCGAAGAGCAUGAAGCUCUUCAUCGAGGUGGAGGUCGGCCCCGAUGAGAUCCCCCUCGCGACGGAGCUCUUCAAGACGCUCAGGCUCCUCACCGAUCACGUCAAGACCCGGGAUCUCAAGAAGCUCUUCACGCCGCUGAUAUUACGGCUCAAAGAUUCCAGCGAGCUGGAUCGCGUCGCUUCUGAGAUCACGCUUGUGCUCACGGAGCUAGAAUCAUCAGAACUGGUCUUUGACGAAUUGAUUGGAGCCUUUGAAGAUGUAGUCUUUAGCCGGGAAAUGGUGAUGCGCCAAGAAUCCGUGGUGCCAUACAUGCUACUGUUUCCAAGGCUACCAGAGCGUUUGAUAGUGAGGAUGAAAGAGACAUUCAUCCCAAAGGUUUUGAAGCACCUCACCUUGAAGCGAUCCAUCGAUGCGAGUCGAAUGGAGUUCUUCUCCUACGCUGAAGCAUUUGCUUCUAUAGUUCAAAUGGAGUUUGUCCCUCUCGUUGGAGCUGUUCAAUCCAUCGUUCAACUUCUUCGCAAGCAAGAGACCCGAUGUGCAGCGGUAACAAUGUUGGGGAAGACUGUGGAGCUUUGCCUACAACAGCUGAAUGAGAAGUGUGAUCUUACGACACUCUCGGACUUGCGGGCUGCUGUUCACAACGUCACCGAGGGGCAUUUUGUAUACGACAUAAAUUACAUUGAGGAAAGCAUGGGAUGGAAUCUCAGUCCUACCUCGGUUGUGACUUCGCCGAGGCCGGUCCAUGAAACUCCAGUGACACAGUCAGUUUCAGGACUUCAUGCUGUGGACUCCUUUCAUGGACACAAAACCACUGUUUUCACCAUGGCUUAUGACAGCAGGCGAGACCAGCUACUGACUGGUGCCAAAGACGGGUCCCUCAUUGUUUGGUCUUGUGACGGACAACUUUUGAAUCAUAUCGAAAUGCCGCACCACUAUGCGUGCUCCAUGGACGUUCAAGUAUCCUCCCAGUCGCUCCUUGUUUGUGGUGUUGCAAGAGAGGGUGCACUUCCAAACCGAAGAUUACCUCCUCCGUGCAUUUUUCGCUAUGGAGCCGGAGGAAUAGGGGGACUAGGCUGGAAAGAGAAAGGAUGUCUUCCAAGAGAAACGACAACUUUGAUAGCGUGCAUUAAGGCAUUAGGAGCCCUGGAGCCGUCUUUUAUUACGGGAGAAACCACAAAAUCAGGACCAAGUGAUGUUUGUGAGCAAAAGGUCUGCUACUACGAUCUUCAGUCCUCAACUUCCUUCACGAAUUUGAAGCCUCUAAGGCAGUACGUGGAGCAUGAGGACCUGAUAACUUGCUUAUCUCUAUUCCCUCCAAACCCAAACAUAUUCAUGUCGGCCUCGAGAGACUGCACAAUCCGCGUCUGGGACCGUCGUGCCGAUCGCUGUACAGGUAUGUUUGGAGCUCUGCGAAGCACAGGCCGGUUGCAAGCCCACGACGCGAUGAUUACGUGCCUGGAUGCAACCGACGCAAACAUGAUCGUCUCUGCGAGCAUGGACAAGUUUAUCCACCGCUGGGACUACCGGACGCUGUCAAACCAGGCUUCGAGCGUUCCCGUCUCGUCCAUGCAAAUCGACGACAGUGGCAUUCUCAAGCUAGCUUUAAAGCCAGGCACGGGGACCGCCGCGAUAAGCACUCUUCGUGGGCUUUACUUUGCGGACUUCUUCAUGCCUCGGCCCUCCGCCCGACUCGCGCAGCUCUUCCCGGAUGGCCGCCAUGUUGGAAUGUACCAUGAUCUGAAAUGGUCCACCGCAAAGAACGUCCUUUACGCCGCUGGAGACGAUACCAGGAUCGAUGUUUACUCGUUUCGACCAUAGAUAGGUAGCUUCGCAUCUUCGAUCGCUAACUGGAAUUUUUUUCUUUUUGCCAAGCUUUUGCUACGAUCGUUAUUCUCUGUGGUAAACUCUUACAUGAUUUUAUCCAGUUGUGACCAACUUUUACCAACUUAUCGCUAUGAUUUACAUGA